AUGGCUAACAAGAGGAACAAGUCGCGGAAAGGAAAAGUUAGUUCCAAACAAAGAAAGACUCCGAAGCAAGAAGGGUCGGUUCAAAACGAAGAAAUCCUCGACGAGACCUCCGACGUUCACCACUCCGCCUCAGAUGACCAUGGACUCUCACGUGAAGAAGCACAUGUGGAAACCAUACGUGCUCGUGCGAAAAGCCAGAUCCGGUCAGAUGAAGGACCCAUACCCUCGGCACCGUGUCCAGUACGUCAUAGAAUGGCGGUAACGGAUGAGGCGAUCCCACCCGUCCUUCGUUAUCAGCCGAGUCAUAUGGGCGGAGCCUUUGGUGGCGCCGAACAACAAGGAGUCGAAUCAGGGAACAUUGUUCAAGGAAACAUUGAGCCAGGGAACAUUGUUCAAGGAAACAUUGAACCAGGAAACAGCGAGCCGCCCAGUUUGCUUCCUGAACCGCCGAGUCCGUGUCCUGAACCCCCCAGUCUCUCUUCUGGACCACUCAGUCUCGCUGCCCAACCGACCAGUCUCUCUCCUGGACCGCCCAGUGUUUCUCCUGCAGUCGUGAUGACUGGAACCCCUCCCGGAUUCGAAGGGCUCCACGGGACCGUGGCGAGAUUGAACUCGCCGGGGGGCUCGCCGAGAUCCAUGAGGACGACAUCACGGUCGCCGGCUCAGCCCUCGUCGGAGUUGAAUGGCUUCCCGGGCACGUUAUCGCAGAGGGCGCCGGCUGAGUUGUCCCGUGCCGAGUCUCCACCUCAACUCCAGCAGAAUGAUGUCCUUCGCUCAGUUCAAGCAGAUCCCGCGGCGGCUGCGGUUCCCUUUGACGCUGGCCCCCUGUCAAACGCUGCUCCGCCGUCCGGCGCUAUCCCGCAGUCUGACGCCGCUCCGCUGUCUCAUGUUGUAUCUCCACUCGAGGCUGCCCCCGGUGAACGCCAUUAUAGCUCAGUCGUGGAUCGAGGGCCGGUGCCUCAGUACUCCGGACAGCCCCCGUUACCGUCUGGACCUCGGGCACAAGAAGACGUGCCUUCUUCGCAAAAUUGGUUGCAGUCGUUCUCCGACGGCGUCUUGAACUCCACACCCGAACCUCCCGUGGAACUCAUGAGCUUCAUGCCCAGUCCACAGCCCUCACCUCGCUCGGCAACACAGUUGCAAACCACGCCCUGGCCGGAAGCCAGGACAUUCGAAUGCGUAAGGGGCGAAGAAGUAGUGGGCGAAGAUGCGAUAAUGAUACCCGAUGGCGCAAUGCCAGCGAACACGAACCACUUACCAAGGGUAGACCACUUACCGUCAUUGAUCCCCUCCACGCCAGCGGGGCAGCCCUUGUACCACGUCGUUCCUCAGGGGGCACAUACUCCCGACUUUAACAACCCGCGCGCUCGUGCGUCGACCCCAUCCGUGUUGCCACCUGUCUCUCCAUCUAAUGCCCAAAUGAAUCGCUCCCCCCACGGCACCUCAUCCCCAGCCGCCGGAAGGCUACCUGUUGAAACGCCAGCCGCGGGAACUCCAGUCGCAACGCCAGCCGCGGGAACUCCAGUCGCAACGCCAGCCGCAGGAACUCCAGUCGCUGAAAGGCCGGCGCCAGUAGGCCAACUGCCGUCCGUCAGGUCCGUUCUCGCCCAGUCGUCCCCUCAGAGAGUAUCCUCCCAGAGAGUAUCCCCUCAGGGAAUAUCCACCCAGAGAGUGCCAACACCGCCGCGCCAUUCUUCUCCCCAAACGGCAGACCAGCCGCAGCCAUCAAUAGCGACUCCGCUCCAGGCGGCUCAGUCUUGUCAUGUGCACACGCAGGACAUCGCACAGCAGCAACAGGCUGCAGGGAGCGUACCGUCUGUUCACUCCCCUCAGUCCCGUCAUCUUCAUCAGCCCGAGAAUUCUCCUCAUGACCUCGAGGGUGUUCGGGAUCCCGAGUGCACUGACGAUCUUGAGGGGCACCGUUGCCAUCCCGAACAACCUCGGAGUCCGAGCGUUUCGCGAGAUGAAGCGCACAGGCAUCUCGUUUCAGCGAAUAGCAUUUCCCCUGGUAGUCCAGGGGAGUUGAUGCAGUUGUGGGUGGCGCGUGAGGAGAAUCUGAAGAGGCGAGAAAGGGAAUACCGCGAGUACUGUGCAAGUCUGGAGAAGACGGUGCGUCGAGUGCAGGCAGAGUUGAGUGCGCAGGCACAGGAGAUCCGAGCAGCGGCGAAGGUCAUUAGCAAUUCUCAAUUCGUCAAGUUGUUUGAGGAAUUGCGAAGGAAUCCGUCACUUCGAAGUAACCCCUUGACAGCAUCCACCAGAGGCGUACAACCCCCCAAGGAGAAGUCCCCAUCCUCUAGUGCGGGUGGAUGUCCGUCAGCGGGUCCAUCCGAGUUUGAGUUGUCAAAGUGGGAGCGAUAUAAGGAUUAUCUUCAAGAGCGCGAAACACGUUUACAGCUUAGGGAGGAGCAGUUGAUCAAACUGCAGCGGGCAACCAAGCAGCAAAAGGAAGAAGUGGAGUUGUUGAGUGCAGCUCUGGAGCGGGAUUUACAGUAUAUUGAACACAAGGAACGGUUUCUUCAAGACGCAAUCGAAACCGUGGAAGCUUGUAUCGGAAAGGACGUGUUUCGAAUUCUGAUAGGGCAUCCGGAGGAGCCGGCCAUUCCGGGCCGAGGACUCAGCCUAGGUCGACACACUCCAGCAUCCGUUCGGCCACUGCCCGCCACGACCAACUGGUUUCCUGAAGACACCGAGGAAGUGCCAGGUCUUCCGACGCCGCUCCACUUGGCAGACAAAAUGCCAGUCAGGAAGCCAAGUCCACCUCGAGGUGUAUUGGAAUGGUUGUGA
Molecule: messenger RNA, 2784 nt
Organism: Gregarina niphandrodes
Lineage: Eukaryota; Apicomplexa; Conoidasida; Eugregarinorida; Gregarinidae
Exons: 1
Coding region: 1-2784 (927 amino acids)
Source: RefSeq, a predicted model, not a curated record